Molecule: messenger RNA, 414 nt
Organism: Choloepus didactylus (southern two-toed sloth)
Lineage: Eukaryota; Metazoa; Chordata; Mammalia; Pilosa; Megalonychidae
Gene: CSTL1
Product: cystatin like 1
Exons: 3
Coding region: 1-414 (137 amino acids)
Molecular function (GO): cysteine-type endopeptidase inhibitor activity
Source: RefSeq, a predicted model, not a curated record
AUGAGGGUUGGAUGCAAGAGAAACCCCCUGCUGCUGAUUGUUCUGAUCCUGGUGGCCAAGCUGGGCCACUUCCAAAGGUGGGAGGGCUUCCAGGAGAAGCCCAUGAGCAAGAAAAACAUGAACUCCACACUCAGCUACUUCAUUGAAGCCUACAACAAUGCCAGCAACGACACCUACUUGUAUCGAGUCAACAAGCUACUUCGAAGUCAGGUGCAGCUGACGACAGGAGUGGAGUACAUGGUUACGGUGAGGAUCAGCCGGACCAAAUGCAAGAGGAACAGCAGUCAAACGCAUUCCUGCCCCCUUCAGAGCCAUAAAAAGCUAAAAAAGAGUUUGAUUUGUGAUUUUUUGAUAUACACUGUGCCCUGGAUGAACUAUUACCAGCUCUGGAACAAUUCUUGUCUGGAUGCCUAA